CCCUCUGGCCCCUCUUCCUGGUCUGACUCAUGCAAAACCGAGGCCCUGGGCCAGCAGAGCUGCUGAGACUGAGGAAGGUUCCACCCGACAGGCCCAUUUGGCUCUUGGCACCUUGCUCUGCGGCCACUGCUGAGCCGUUCAGAGCUGGAGGAGCCCAGGCAGGGACUCUGGGCGCAGCCUUCUGAGGCCCACCCGCCUGGGGUGCUGCACCGAGAGCUUUCCUCUUGGCCAGUCACCCUGACCUUGGGCUCAGCUGGGAGCUGGGCCUCAGUGCCCAUCCCUGCCUCCUAGGCACUGCAGCAGGGGUCUCUUGUGCUGGGGAAUCUGUGAUUAAGGCUUGGCUUGGAGUGCGAGUCGUGCUUGGUCAUCAGCUUCCCAGGGACUUGGGGGGAGCCACUAGAGUCCCACCAAGUGUCCCACCAAGUGUCCAGCCUCUUCCACAGCCCAUCAGUCUCCCUAGAAACAUGAGUGUGAGCCGGACCAUGGAGGACAGCUGUGAGCUGGACCUGGUGUAUGUCACAGAGCGGAUCAUCGCCGUGUCCUUCCCCAGCACAGCCAAGGAGGAAAACUUCAGAAGCAACCUCCGGGAGGUGGCCCAGAUGCUGAAGUCCAAGCACGGAGGCAACUACCUGCUGUUCAACCUCUCUGAGCGGAGACCCGACAUCACGAAGCUCCAUGCCAAGGUGCUGGAGUUUGGCUGGCCUGACUUGCACACCCCGGCUCUGGAGAAGAUCUGCAGCGUCUGCAAGGCUGUGGACACUUGGCUCAAUGCAGACCCACACAAUGUCGUCGUCCUGCACAACAAGGGAAACCGAGGUAGGAUAGGAGUUGUGAUCGCGGCUUAUAUGCACUACAGCAACAUUUCUGCCAGUGCGGACCAGGCUCUGGACCGGUUUGCAAUGAAAAGAUUCUACGAGGAUAAGAUCGUGCCCAUCGGCCAGCCAUCCCAGAGAAGGUACGUGCAUUACUUCAGCGGCCUGCUCUCCGGCUCCAUCAAAAUGAACAACAAGCCCUUGUUUCUGCACCAUGUGAUCAUGCACGGCAUCCCCAACUUUGAGUCUAAAGGAGGGUGUCGGCCUUUUCUCCGCAUCUACCAGGCCAUGCAGCCCGUUUACACAUCUGGCAUCUACAACAUUCCAGGAGACAGUCAGACCAGCAUCUGCAUCACCAUCGAGCCAGGACUGCUCUUGAAGGGGGACAUCUUGCUCAAGUGUUACCAUAAGAAGUUCCGGAGCCCCUCCCGAGAUGUCAUCUUCCGUGUGCAGUUCCACACUUGUGCCAUCCAUGACCUGGGAGUUGUCUUUGGGAAGGAGGACCUUGAUGAGGCCUUCAGAGAUGAUCGGUUUCCUGAAUAUGGCAAAGUGGAGUUCGUAUUUUCUUAUGGUCCAGAGAAAAUUCAAGGCAUGGAGCACCUGGAGAAUGGGCCCAGCGUGUCUGUGGACUACAACACCUCUGACCCCCUCAUCCGCUGGGAUUCCUAUGACAACUUCAAUGGGCAUCGUGACGAUGCCAUGGAGGAGGUGGUAGGACACACUCAGGGGCCACUGGAUGGCAGCCUAUAUGCCAAAGUGAAGAAGAAGGACUCCCUGAACGGCAGCACCGGGGCCAUCAAUGCGGCACGUCCAGCCCUGUCAGCCACCCCCAAUCACGUGGAGCACACAUUGUCCGUGAGCAGUGACUCAGGCAACUCCACAGCCUCCACCAAGACCGACAAAACAGAUGAGCCUGCCCCUGGGGCCUCUGGUGCCCCAGCUUCCUUGAGCCCCGAGGAGAAGCGGGAGCUGGAUCGCCUGCUCAGCGGCUUCGGUUUGGAGCGAGAGAAGCAAGGUGCCAUGUACCAUGCGCAGCAGCUCAGGUCCCGCCCAGCAGUAGGCCCGGCCAUGUCCUCCUCGGGCCGCCACGUCGUCCCAGCCCAGGUUCAUGUCAAUGGCAGGGCCUUGGCAUCUGAGCGGGAGACAGACAUCCUGGAUGAUGAGCUGCCCAAUCAAGACGGACACAGCGUGGGCAGCAUGGGCACCCUGUCCUCCCUGGACGGGGUUACCAACACCAGUGAGGGGAACUACCCAGAGGCUCUGUCCCCACUGGCCAAUGGCCUGGACAAGUCCUACCCAGUGGAACCUCUGGUCAAUGGUGGAGGCUAUCCCUAUGAGUCAACCAGCAGGGCAGGGCCCGCCCAGGCUAGCCACGUGGUCCCUUUGCGACCCUCCUACUCUGCACAGGAGGGUUUAGCCAUCUACCAGCAUGGGGGGUCCCACCCAGCCUGGUUGCAGCCAGUGACCACCUCCCACUAUAGCCAUGACCACAACGGCUUGUUCCGCUCUCAGUCCUUUCCGGACGCCGAGCCCCAGUUGCCCCUGGCUCCAGCUCGUGGAGGCAGCAGUCGGGAGGCCGUACAGAGGGGGCUAAAUUCAUGGCAGCAACAGCAGCCUCGCCCACCUCUGCGGCAGCAGGAAAGAGCCCAGCUGGAGAGUCUGGCGAGCAGCAGGCCCAGCCCCCAGCUGUUGGCAGAGCCCCCCAUGCCUGCUCUCCCGGAGUUCCCAAGAGCGGCCUCCCAGCAGGAGAUCGAGCAGUCCAUCGAAGCCCUCAACAUGCUCAUGCUGGACCUGGAGCCAGCCUCGGCUGGUACUCCACUGCACAAGUCCCAAAGUGUCCCAGGGGCCUGGCCAGGGGCUUCCCCGCUCUCCUCCCAACCCCCCUUAGGCUCUUCCUACCAGUCCCACCCACUGACCCAGUCCAGGUCUGGCUACAUCCCCAGUGGGCAUUCCUUAGCAACCUCUGAGCUGGUCCCCACUGGCAGGUCUUACUCACCUUAUGAUUAUCAGCCAUGUCCAGCUGGGCCCAACCUGGAUUUCCGUCCCAAGAGCCCAACCUCAGCCUCUGCACCUAACUUCCUCCCAACCACCCAUGCGCCUACAGGGCCUCAGCAGCCCCCAGCUACUCUCCCUGGCCUCACCACUCAGCCUCAGCUCCCACCCAAAGAAGCGACUUCAGAUCCUUCCCGAACUCCAGAAGAGGAGCCACUGAACCUGGAAGGGCUUGUGGCCCACCGGGUGGCAGCCUACAAUGCCAGACUGCAGGGCCUGGGGCAGAGUGGCAGCUCUCGGGCCCCUCCUCUCCACCGGCUCCGCUCUGCCUCUCUCUCGGGUGGCCUUCCUCCUGGACCCCCUCACAUCCGGAGACAUGCAGUUGAACACCUGGCCCCGCCGCCUGGAGCUGAGGAAUCCAGUCUUUUGGAAAUCGAAGGCUGGAAAGAAGAGCUGGGAGUGCAGGCUCGAGAGAAGCAGCCUGCCGAGCCUCCAGCUCCGCUCCGGAGGAGAGCAGCCAGCGACGGACACUAUGAGAGCCCGUCACCUGAAGCCACAUCCCCCCGGAGCCCUGGGGUUCGCUCCCCUGUCCAGAGUGUCUCCCCAGAGCUGGCUCUUACCAUCGCCCUCAAUCCUGGAGGGCGGCCCAAAGAGCCCCACCUGCACAGCUACAAGGAGGCCUUCGAGGAGAUGGAAGGAAGCUCCCCCAGCAGCCCACCACCCACUGGAGUGCGCUCCCCUCCAGGGCUGGCCAAGACACCCCUGUCUGCUCUGGGCCUGAAACCCCACAACCCAGCGGACAUCCUGCUGCACCCCACAGGUGCCAGAAGACUGAUCCAGCCAGAGGAAAAUGAGGGAAAGGAGGUGGCUGAGCUUCCAGAUGAGCCCCGGAGUUAUGUAGAGUCGGUGGCACGGACAGCAGUGGCCAGGCCCCAAGCUCAGGACACUGAGCCCAAGAGCUUCAGCGCCCCAGCUGCCCAGGCCUAUGGCCAGGAAACCCUGCUGAGGAACGGGACCUUGGGCAGCUCCUUUGUCUCCCCCAGCCCCCUCUCCACCAGCAGCCCCAUCCUCAGCGCUGACAGCACUUCAGUGGGAAGUUUUCCAUCAGGGGAGAGCAGCGAUCAGGGCCCCCGGACACCUACCCAGCCCCUGUUGGAUUCUGGAUUCCGUUCCGGCAGCCUGGGCCAGCCCAGCCCUGUGGCCCAGAGAAGUUACCAGAGCCCUUCUCCUCUCCCGACUGUGGGCAGCAGCUAUAGCAGCCCUGACUACUCACUUCAGCAAUUCAACUCCUCUCCAGAGAGCCAGGCCCGGCCUCAGCACAGCAUGGCCAGCGUCCAUAUGGUGCCAGGGAGCCCCCAGGCCCGCCACAGGACAGUGGGCACCAAUACUCCCCCAAGUCCUGGUUUUGGCCGGCGAGCCAUCAACCCCGCCAUGACUGCCCCUGGCAGUCCUGGUUUGAGUCAUCGCCAAGUGAUGGGUCCAGCAGGCCCUGGUUUCCAUGGUAACACGGUUUCCAGCCAUCCUAGCAGUGCAGCAUCCACUCCAGGGAGCCCCAGCCUGAGCCGGCAUCCUGGGGCCCACCAAGGCAGCCUGGCCCCCAGUGUCCAUGGAAAUGCAGUAGCCAGCCCUGGAAGUCCCAGCCUGGGCCGUCACCUGGGAGGGUCUGGAUCUGUGGUUCCUGGCAGCCCCAGCUUGGACCGGCAUGUGGCCUAUGGUGGCUACUCUACUCCCGAGGACCGCAGACCCACACUGUCCCGGCAGAGCAGUGCCUCUGGUUACCAGGCUCCUUCCACGCCCUCCUUCCCUGUCUCCCCUGCCUACUACCCUGGCCUGAGUAGCCCAGGCACCUCACCCUCACCAGAUUCUGCAGCCUUCCGCCAAGGGAGCCCAACGCCAGCUCUGCCAGAGAAGCGGAGAAUGUCAGUGGGAGAUCGGGCUGGCAGCCUCCCUAACUAUGCCACCGUCAACGGGAAAGUGUCCUCCUCGCCUGUCACCAGUGGCAUGUCUAGUCCCAGUGGGGGCAGCACGGUCUCCUUCUCCCACACUCUACCUGAUUUUUCCAAGUACUCCAUGCCAGACAACAGCCCAGAGACACGAGCUAAAGUGAAAUUUGUCCAGGACACUUCCAAAUAUUGGUAUAAGCCUGAGAUCUCUAGAGAGCAGGCCAUUGCACUCCUCAAGGAUCAGGAGCCAGGGGCCUUCAUCAUCCGUGACAGUCACUCCUUCCGAGGGGCCUAUGGGCUGGCCAUGAAGGUGUCUUCACCACCUCCGACCAUCAUGCAGCAGAAUAAAAAAGGAGACAUGGCCCACGAGCUGGUGCGGCACUUCCUAAUAGAGACCGGCCCCAGGGGUGUCAAGCUCAAGGGCUGCCCCAAUGAGCCGAACUUUGGCUCCCUGUCGGCCCUAGUCUACCAGCAUUCCAUCAUCCCACUGGCUCUGCCCUGCAAGCUGGUCAUCCCGAACAGAGACCCCACAGAUGAAUCGAAAGAUAGCUCGGGCUCUGCCAACUCAACCGCUGACCUGCUGAAGCAAGGAGCAGCCUGCAACGUGCUCUUUGUCAACUCUGUGGAUAUGGAGUCACUGACCGGGCCCCAGGCCAUCUCGAAAGCCAUAUCAGAGACGUUGGCUGCUGACCCCACACCAGCUGCCACCAUUGUUCAUUUCAAAGUCUCUGCCCAGGGAAUCACACUGACUGACAACCAGAGAAAGCUCUUCUUCAGGCGACACUACCCCCUCAACACCGUCACCUUCUGUGACUUGGAUCCACAGGAAAGAAAGUGGACGAAGACAGAGGGAGGUGCCCCUGCGAAGCUCUUUGGCUUCGUUGCCCGGAAGCAAGGCAGCACCACGGACAACGCCUGCCACCUCUUUGCUGAGCUUGACCCCAACCAGCCUGCCUCUGCUAUUGUCAACUUUGUCUCCAAGGUCAUGCUGAGUGCUGGCCAGAAGAGAUGAAUUCCCAGACCCCGUGCCCAGGCCAGGGCAGUGGGGAGGGGGGCCCGUGAAUCCUGACCACCUUGAAACCAGGAGGACUUUGGACCAAUUUUGGAGAAGGAGAGAAGAAAGUGCAUCAUGGGGAGAGGAAAGUGAAUCAUGGAGGGGUGGGGGAGAGGGGCAAAAAGAAAGAGAAGGUGGCAGAGUAAAACUCAGAUUCCCCUGGGUAGAUGGAAACUGCAAAAUCCCAAAGCCUCCCAAACUAACCAGGUCCCCAUGUUCCCCCUGCCCCUUGAGAGGAAGGAUUCCUCAGAGUGCACCAAUAGGCCUCCUUGGGACCCAUAUUUUAGGGUGGAGGGAUAGAAGAUCUGUGUCCCUGACCACCUUGCUUUGUGAGGAGAAAUCAAAAUACGAGAAUACUUUUUUGGUGGCGUGGACAUAUGUUCUUAAGCCAGCCAGCCAGUGGCAGACAGGGAGUGGUGAAACUUAGCCUUCUGCAAGUUUCUCAGACCCAAGGUGCCUCGGGUCUGAGCUGAGCCUCCAGUGCAUGGUCUUGUGGGUGCAUAAACAUCCCCACCCGUGUCCUCACACACUAAUUUCUAUCUGCCUUUUUCUGCUAGAAUCACAAACAGCUCUACUGCUCUGUGUCACAUGUGUCUGUGGCACAUGUGCUUAAGAUCCAAAGUUUAGGCUGGGGGUGACAGGCAUCAGGGAAGUGACAACAGCCCUCUCCUACAGGAGCACCCAGAUCAUGAGUCCUGGUCCCUACACCUGCCCUGUAGAGGACUUGGGUGCCACUAGCCCAUUGUCCUGUACAGGCUCUGGUAAGAGGAGGUGAUCCGCUGUACAGCAUUGCCUGUCCUGUUCUGUCUCAAUGG
Messenger RNA from Octodon degus (degu), 6616 nucleotides. RefSeq names its product tensin 1 (gene Tns1). NCBI's taxonomy places the organism in Eukaryota, Metazoa, Chordata, Mammalia, Rodentia, Octodontidae. Gene Ontology annotation, biological process: fibroblast migration. The coding region runs from base 465 to 5759 and encodes 1764 amino acids. The record is from RefSeq and is a predicted model, not a curated record. The transcript has 32 exons. Gene Ontology annotation, molecular function: protein binding.